UGUUGCGCGCGCGCGCGCGUGUCUGCUCUGCUGUUGCUGCCCUUUGAUCCCUGCAUUAGUGUUAGUUAGGGGCUCGGAGACACACUUGCACCGAGAGCAGCCAUAGUCAAGACAAGGCAACAACAACAGCGGCAGCGGCGGCACCUCCUCCGCCUGUGUUCCUAUUCCCCCAACAAUACACUUUAAACCGAGCAAAGCCAGGUGCACGACCAAGUCCCUACCAUCACUGGCGCCUCCAGUCUCAAUGGGAAAAACCUUUUUUCUCCUUAUCCCCAAACAAGGACGAGAAUGUGAUUAAAAACGGGGGAAAAUGCCAAGGAGGAAGCAGGAGCAACCCAAGCGCCUGCCUUCACAUGUGGACAGCAAUGAAGAAGGGGGGCCAGAUGGCGGUCCUGUGGAGGAGGAGGCCUGGUUUGGGAAUGCUUCUGACACACGAUCAGAGUCGUCGUCCUAUGGAGACACACAGGAUGAGGUCCUCCUCCCCAGAGGACCUUCUCCCGAUGAACGAUUGGGACUUAGCACUGGGUCCGGAGACCAUGAAACCUGUGGAGGAGAGAGCUUACUGGGGUGUCAGACACCUGUCCAUCGUGCCUCUUUGGAACUUCUUGGACUGGAUGGAGGUACAUUCUCGGCCCAGGACACGCUCUCCUCUGUGGUAUCAUCACUGUAUGGUGAUGCAGCUUCUCGUGCCCUGGGAAAACCGCUCAGCAGCAACCUACGACGCCUCCUAGAGGCUGGGUCACUGAAACUUGACACUGGGGAGCUUCUGGGUCGCUCAUCCAGGGGAGGCACUGGGGGCGAGUCUCCUCCAAUUGGUCUAGCCCCACCAUUGACCCUCUCCCCGUCUUCCCAUCAUGCCCACCAGUUAAGUGCCCUUGCCCGAAAAGUGGCCAAUAACAACAACAACAGUGGCUCAGUCUCACCAGCCUCCUUGGCAUCCUCAGUCCCCAACAUAAAGCAAGAGCCUCUUGACCCCUUUAACUCUGUCACACCGAGCAAUGGCGGUGGCUUUGUAUGGGCAGGUAUUGCAGAUAAGUGGCCACCGGCCAGCUGCACCACACCCUGUGGCUCUAGUCUGUCCCCAGACUCUGCAAUCCAGAAGCUUAAAGCCGCAGCAAAUGCUGUACUUCAAGACAAGAAUGCCGUGGCUGCAUCGUCAACAGCUUCGUCCUCCUCCUCCACCUCAGCCUCAUCCGCAGUGUCCGCUCUUGGAGGAGGUGGAAGAGGAGAUGAUGUUGUGCGCUUUGAUGCCUUCAACUCUCCAUUUAGCCCACAGUCAGCUAGCUCUACCCUUGCUGCGCUUUCCAAGAAAGUCAGUGAGAGGAGCCAAGCUUCGUCAACAACAAGUGCUGCUCCUGACCAUCAAGCCUCAGCAAGUUCCUUUCUUUCACUUGUGUCAAUGACCUCCUCUGCUGCCUUGCUCAAAGAGGUGGCAGCCAGGGCAGCGGGAAACCUUCUGGCAGAAAAGAAAGAAGGUUCCCCUGUGGCAACUGCUGGGGUCCUCCAAGAUGAUGUGAAGCCUUUGCUGGACAAGAACCAGAAGGGCUCUGCACCGUCCACACCCACCCAGAACCUAGAGUUGCUGUUACCCUCCACUCCUAAGGGCAGAGGCAAACCCAACAGCCAAGCAGGCUCUCCUGAGGAUGGUGGCAAACCUUUCCAGUGUCCGGUGUGUGGACUGGUCAUCAAACGCAAGAGCUACUGGAAGAGACACAUGGUCAUUCACACAGGCUUAAAAAGCCACCAGUGUCCACUGUGCCCCUUCCGCUGUGCUCGCAAAGACAAUCUCAAGUCCCACAUGAAGGUACAUCAGCACCAGGACCGCGGUGAGACGUUCCAGUGUGAACUUUGCCCCUUCACCUCUUCCCGUCACUUCAGUCUAAAGCUUCACAUGCGCUGCCACCAGCACUUCCCCCGCACAGACGUCAAGGUGAAAGAAGAGCUCACCACCGACACAGAGGGCGAAGGCUCCCUGAUGGACGACACCAGCUCCACAGACCUCAGAGGGACAGAGGUGUCCCCGCUACACUCGGACACUCCACAGCAGACAUCCCCUCCAGUCGAGGCUUCCUCCAAUCAUAUCCACAUCAAGGAGGAACCACAGGAGAGAGACCUGUCUGUGCUCUCGCCAUUUAGCAUCUGCAGGGACCGUCCCAGCAGCAGUGCCAACUCCUUGGAACUACCUGGAGUUGGUGUUGGAGUCGGGGUCAGAUCCAGUCCUAGUGGUCCAACCACAGCCUCCCUCUUCAGCCCUGACAUCACCACUAAGACGGCUACUGACCUGCUUAUAAAGCUAUCAGCGGCCAACCAGAGGGAGACGCUCAAGUCUCCAUUCCAUCUGAAGGAAGAGCCCAAAGUAGAAGAAGCACUCAGCCCUAGACCAUCCUCCCAGUCCAUGAGCCAGGUCCAUCCAAGCUUUCCUGGGUCAUUUUGUCAGGACAGAACAACAGCGCAUGCAGCAGUCAAUGAGCGCUUAGGGCCACUGAAACCAAGAGAAGGAAGCCCCAUGGCUAAGAACAGCUUGCUGAGCCAGGAUAUCAACAUGAAGGUGGCCUCCGAGCUGCUGAUUAAGCUUUCAGCAGAGAACAACAAAGAUGUCCACUACCAGAAAGUGAAAGUAAAGCCAGAACCCAUGGAGGUGGACCCGCCCCCAACAGAACUCACUCCACCGGCUUCUCACCUGCUGUCCUUGAGUACUUUCGGGACGAGUGAGAAGAGUGAGCCGAUAAGCAACCUCCCUGAGACGUUGACCUGUCCCCAGAAAGAUCUCUUCUCCCAGGACAUUUCGGUCAAAAUGGCCUCUGAACUACUGUUCAAAUUGUCAGAAAAAGUAAGCAAAGCCAACAACCACAAAGACGGUAACAUGGUGGGAAUAAACAGUCCGUUCCUGGAUGAGUGCUUCAGACAAUCACCCUUUAACUCGCGCUCCAAGAGCUCUUCCCCCGCAGAGGCCAGCUCCUCUACCAGGCCAGUGUACCAUGACUCAGAAAAGAAUGAUUGUGAGCCAGGAAACGGAAUUGCCCAGUGGAGACUAAAUGAGCAGCUCUUCCCCUGUCCGGUCUGUGGCAAGGUGUUUGGUCGACAGCAGACUCUUUCAAGACAUCUGUCUCUACACACAGAAGAGAGGAAGUACAAGUGUCACCUGUGUCCCUACGCAGCCAAGUGCAGGGCAAACCUCAAUCAGCACCUGACCAUCCACUCUGUGAAGCUGGUCAACACGGACGCUGAGCAGAUAGUCAGCGCUGUCACGGCCGACUCUGCAGAGCGCAAGAACUGCCCGUACUAUUACAGCUGCCAUGUGUGUGGUUUCCAGACGGAGCUGAACGCCCAGUUUGUCAGCCACAUGUCGCUCCAUGUGGACAAGGAGCAGUGGAUGUUCUCACUCUGCUGCAGCGUCUGUGACUAUGUCAGCAUGGAGGAGCAUGACAUGAAGAACCACAUUAGUACCGGUCAUGCAGGUCUAAACUCAAGAAGUCCCCUCAGUGAGACCAAAAGCACCUCCUCGUCCCUCUCGGCCCUCAGCGAUUCACUCAACAGCUCGGAGGGCGGAGACCUCACCCACAGUAACGAAGAACUCAAGAGCCUGCUGGCCCCGCCCUCCUCCACAGGCAGCCAGUCCAGCUCCGGAAGCCACUCGGGUUCAGGAACUGAGGACAAGUCGGAAAAAGGCUUCGAAUGUGUCUUCUGCAACUUUGUGUGCAAGACGCGCAGCAUGUACGAGCGGCACCUCCAGAUCCACCUCAUCACGCGAAUGUUUGAGUGCGACGUCUGUCACAAGUUCCUCAAGACACCCGAGCAGCUGCUGGAGCACAAGAAGUGCCACACCGUCCCCUCCGGAGGGCUCAAGUGCCCUUUCUGCAUCUACUCCACCAAUCGUCCAGCGGCCAUGGAGUGCCACCUUAAGACGCACUGUAAGAUGGAGUACCGCUGCCGCAUCUGUCAGGGACUGUGGCCCGACCAGGCCUCAUUGGAGGCCCACAUGCGCGGUCACCGCCUGGGCAACCACUACAAGUGUGAGCAGUGUGGCUACUUGUCCAAGACGGCCAAUAAGCUGAUCGAGCAUGUGCGUGUGCACACGGGUGAGCGGCCCUUCCACUGUGACCGCUGCUCUUACAGCUGCAAGCGCAAGGAUAACCUCAACCUGCACAAGAAGCUGAAGCACGCGCCGCGCCAGACUUUUGGCUGCCAAGAGUGCCCUUUCACCACCACACACCCUUUUGUCUUCAGCCGCCACCUCAAGAAACACCAGAGCGGGGGAGCGGGGGGAAUAGAUGAAGGCUUAGCGGGAGGGGAAGAGGAAGAUGAUGAGGAGGAGCUGCCUUUCAAGGGAACAUCGCCAGGGGGCUUGUCAUUGCGGAAGAGUGAGGAGAAGUUCCUGUUCAGUGGAGGAGGAGGAGGAGGAGGAGGAGGAAGCAGUGGAGGGAGUGGGAGUAACAGCCCCCUCAUGAGUCUAACGGCGUCCCAGGCUCUCCAGUCGGUUGCUCUGUCAGUCACACUGGGCAAGUCCAACCAGCUGGACGCCAAAGGCCCUCUGUACUGUUGGGCCAGAACCAAUGGCGGCAGCGGUGACACCACCAGGAGCCCCGAGAGUUCGCUCCUCGUCCCCUCCUCCCACCACAUGUUGGAGCAGUACAGGAACUGUGACCCAACGCACCUGAUCCCCCUCACCACCCUGUUCACCCACCACAGCCGCUUCACAUUCCACUCGCACCUCCACUCCAGAUGGCGGCCCGCCACGUCUCCUCUCCUCUUCUCCUCCAACUCGGCCUCCCCCUCCCGCUCUCCCCGUUCACCUGCCUCCCACAAACACUCCUUCCUGGCCUACCUGGGACUGAUGGAGAGGGCCAAGACUGUUUGACCUCGCCACCUCACUCUUUCCCUCACUCCUCGGACAGUGGUGUUGAAUGACUCUUGACCACUGCAGUGGGAGCAACAUUUUUUUCCAAUCAGACCAGCAGAAUAAGCUGGACCAGACUAACGUAUUGAAGAAAAUAAUAAAAAAAAAAAUUUAUAAGAGAAAAAGGCUGUACAUGCUAAAAAAAUGCAUUUAUAUCGAAAAGCUGCUUUUCUUAUCAGUUCUAUCAAUUGAAUUAUUACUACUUCAGCUACUACUCUCUAUUACCUUUUAUUUUCUGUUUUUAAAAGUCUGAAUGACCUGGACCCAGUUGCAUUAUCUAAGGAAACUAACGUAUCUCAAGUUUUAUAGAUCUUUUACGUUUGACAAGAUAAAAAGACGAAACAAAACUUGCAAGUGCUAUAUUUUAGUGCAUUUUUGUCUCUUGCUAUUAUGCAUCAAAACAGCAUGCCUGUUUCUGUGUUUCAACUAGCUUUGACGUCAUUAGGAAGCUAAAGUCGAGAUAUUCUGAAGUGUUAGCGGUGCGACAGAACCAAUGAAACGGCAUGCUUUUCAUUGAAAAAGGCACGUUUCCAAAGCAACGCCUCAAACCACGCAAUUACCUUAUUUAUCAAUCUUGUACAUAGUUUUGUAGCCCUUUCCCUUCCCAUCUUUUUGAUUUCUGUUGGUCUUUUGUAUAACGGUGAAACCAUAUUAUGCAUAGCUGCUGCCUGGUGUCACACUUCUGCCUCAGAGUUGAUGUUAUUUCAGUGGGUGAUUAGAAAAUGUUGAUAGUUUUCUAAAGCUGUGAUAAUGUAAAUAUUUAAAUAUGUCCAAAGUGACCUAUCAUGAGAAGAGAGAGAUUUUAUUUCCAACAAUUUCAAUUUGAACAAAAAUACAUAGUUAAGUGAAAUGACGGGACGUAAAUUCAUGACUUCUGAGACCAAGUGGAUAUCAGCGCAGUUUGAUAUGCAGAACUAUGUAUCGCGCACCUAUACUUAGAAGAGAUAUGAGAUAACUGUUUUGUGGAGGUGACCUGCUCUGGGUUAGCGAGCUACCCACAGCCAGGGUCGCCACAGGCCGAUUCAAUGGUGCUUUUUGGAGCUUUUUGUAAUUUUUGUGUACAAAAAAGAGAAAAAAAAAACCUGUUCCAAAAUGACUUGAAUGAAUGUAUUUUUGUUGAUGUACAUGGAAAAAGAAGCGAUACAGAAGUGUGAAGAGGGAUUUCUUCUGUGCUGGUAAAGGCGGGAAAGUUAGUGUGUUUGGUGGCCUUCUGUGUCCAUUUCUUUAGUUUUUGUUCCUUUUUGGGGUUUCUUUUGACUUGUUUUUUGUUUUGUUUUUUUAACUGAGCCUUUUACGUCAUAAAACAUUUUUUUACUAACAUUCAUAGAGCACCAGUUGGGGCGGGAAAAGCUCCUUUAGGUGCAAUAAUGAAGCAAAGCCAUUCACCUGUACAGCAUCAUGUUCAAUGGCACUGGAUUGUUUUUAGGCUGGCUGACAUGGUACUGUUCUAUUAGCCUCCCCUCCCUCCUGUCAAACUUUUGGAAGUUUUAAUUGCACUUAAUGGAGUUACACUUCAAGCCAAAAGCACUUAUAAAAAAAAAGGAAAAUAAAAAAGUGCAAACUUAGAUCCACUAUCAUGUAAAGUGGGAGCAUUAGUUGCUGGAAAUGACUCAGUCACCACCAUCAUCAUCAUCGUCGUCAUCCCUUAGUUUCACAUUUAUUUCAGUGCUAAAGGGUCUGCGUCCCUACGGAGCUGAGAAGCCGUUAGAAGACAUUAGCAAAGAAUCGAGGAACAGAGCGUUUACGGAGCCAAACUCGCCUCAAAAGUCCAAUAAUCCUGAAUAAAGUCAGAUUUCAUGUUGUAAGUUAUAAGUCACAAGUCAAACCAAGAGAAAAACGCCAUUUGCAAAUCUGUGCCACUGAGGCUCUUUUUUCCCCCCCCCUCCGCUGACCCUUGGGGGAGCCGGGGGGGAGAAAGUAAAUUAAUACAAAUUGCAUGAAUUAGACAGUAGAGGUUAAGCUCUCCCUGGGAACUUAAAGUCCCAGGCUAAAUUGUGAUAGCCAAUUUUGCACAGUGCUGCACUUUUUCAUGAUGAGAAUAUGUAUUUAUCCAUGAAAUGCUCAAAAAUGUUUGAGGAGAUGUGGCAGUACAAGCAUUUUAUUAUUGAAAAAGCUUUACCCGUUAUUGACCGCGCUUGUGUUCCUAAGUGUUCUUCAAGCUAAAAUCCCUUAUUUGUAAAGGGGGCGUGUUUUUUUUUUUUUUUGUUAUUUUCCUUUGUUGUUUCCUUUUUGCCUGUUUUUAUUCAUUGCAUUUUCUUAUGAUGAAUCAUUGUUGCUUUUUGCUUCUUUCUCUUUUUUUUGUUUUGUUUUUCUACUUAAAUGUCAGAACGAAAAAUGUUGAUUGGACAGAAAACACGAAUUGUCAAGACCAAAAUGUAAGUCGCCGCGGGAUGUGAUGUUAGGAUUGAAUCCGUCACCGCCUGCUCUGGAGCGAUGCCUUGAUUGUCUCCCUGUUUUACACUGUUUGUUUGUUUGUUUGUUUGUUCCUUUCUGCUCUGUCGAUGCCUGGCAUGCUGUCUCUGGAGUGAAAGGAGCAUCCCUCCAACACACACACACACACACACUCUCUCCAUGUACUAUCUAUGUUAUCUUUUAUACUCUAGUGCCACUUGGUGGAAGGAAACCACCUGAGACUUCUGAGAAUAAGUCAAACUAAUUGUCAGGGUCCAAAAGAUAGAGAGGAAAAAAAGAAGAAUGUGUCCACUGGACACUUUUUCUUUUUUUAAAUGUCUGCCUUUUAAUACAUAAUCAUGAAUGGCUGCACUUCUUUUUGUCUCCAUAGUUUGAGUGUAAUGUUAAAAAAAGGCAACACAGGGCUCGAUCCAUUUAAAAAAAAAAAAAAAACAGUAUUCUAAAGCACUUACUUUGUUUAUUUUGCCCAAAUGUACGCAGCACAGUAACUUUUUUUGUUUAGUUUUCUCCUUUAAAAAAGCUUGACUACCUUCUUGGCACUUCAGAGUAUGCAUGACAUUGCCCUUGCUCUCGUUCUUUAGCACUUCAUUGUGUUUAAAACUAACUCCCUUGGUUGCGUUUAGCCUGCACUCUCCUACAAUCACUUAGCUUUACGUUCGGCUGUAUUUUAUGAUCAGAAAAAGGCUCAACGAUCUUAUCUUUUUGGCACUCGGUAAACAUUGGUAUGUGCUGUAUAAAGCUUUUUUUUAUUACUCCAUUGUUAAGGCUGUACAGGGUUGUGAUGAUAACUGGUAAAUAGAUCAUUUGUACUUUUGGUUUUGUAUUUGUUUGGCAUUAUUUUAUGUUCAACUUGCCAGAUCUAAAUGUAACAGGAUUUGAAAGUAAAGCUUACAUCAGAUAUUA
Molecule: messenger RNA, 8212 nt
Organism: Solea solea (common sole)
Lineage: Eukaryota; Metazoa; Chordata; Actinopteri; Pleuronectiformes; Soleidae
Gene: znf827
Product: zinc finger protein 827
Exons: 14
Coding region: 311-4858 (1515 amino acids)
Biological process (GO): regulation of gene expression
Cellular component (GO): nucleus
Source: RefSeq, a predicted model, not a curated record